AUGGUUUACGUGCGCCAGGAUCGCCUUCCGGCGCUUAAGGAGUACAAGUACUCUGGCGUCGACCAUUCACUGACGUCAAAGUACAUCCUCAAGCCCUUCUACACCAACGUCGUCAUCAAGAUCUUCCCCAUGAGCAUGGCGCCGAACCUCAUCACCCUGACCGGCUUCAUGUUCGUCGUCGCAAACAUCUUGACGCUGCUUUGGUACAACCCGACGCUUGACCAGGACUGCCCCAGCUGGGUCUACUACUCGUGGGCGAUCGGCCUGUUCCUGUACCAGACUUUUGACGCCGUUGACGGGUCGCAGGCCCGACGAACCCACCAGUCCGGACCUCUUGGCGAGCUCUUCGACCACGGCGUCGAUGCGCUAAACACCUCGCUCGAAGCCCUCAUCUUUGCCGCUUCGCAGAACAUGGGACAGGGCUGGAUGACCGUCGGCAUCCUCUUUUCUUCCCUCCUCACCUUUUACGUCCAGACGUGGGACGAGUACCACACCAAGACGCUCACCCUGGGCAUUGUCAACGGGCCUGUGGAGGGCGUCCUCAUCCUCGUCGGCGUCUACGCCCUGACGGGCUACUUGGGCGGCGCUUCCUUCUGGCAGCAGUCGCUCCUCCGCACUUUCGGCGUCUCCGACAAGCUGGGCAUCCCCGAAGCCGUGUACGAGCUUUCCUUCACGCAAUGGUACAUGGCCCAGGGCGCGCUCGUGCUCGUCUUCAACACCGUCGAGUCUGCGCGCAACGUCAUCAAGGCUCGCCGUGCGCGCGGCGACCGUUCUCGCGGCGCGCUGCUUGGCCUGCUGCCCUUCUUCGGCAUGUGGACGCUCAUCGCGUCGUACCUGUUGCUGCACCCCACCAUCUUGCACUCGCAUCUCGUGCCGUUCGUCUUUUUCGCCGGCGUCGUGAACGCGUACUCUGUCGGACAGAUGAUCACGGCGCACCUGGUGAAGCUCGACUUCCCAUACUGGAACGUCCUGGGCCUGCCGCUUGCGUUUGGGGUCGCCGAUGCGCUGGGACCCAAGCUGCAGGAGUACUUUGGAUUUGGCUGGCCCAGCGCGCUGGGCGACGACGUCUACCAGGUCGCUUUCAUGUUCCUGAUGCUCGGCAUGGCCAUUGGCGUUUACGGCAGCUUCGUCGUGGAUGUCAUUGUCACCAUCUGUGAUUAUCUUGACAUCUGGUGUUUGACAAUCAAGCACCCGUGGGUUGAGGGUCGGGACGGCGAGGGCAGUGCCCAGGUCGACGGCAAGAAGUCCCAGUGA
Molecule: messenger RNA, 1254 nt
Organism: Colletotrichum graminicola M1.001
Lineage: Eukaryota; Fungi; Ascomycota; Sordariomycetes; Glomerellales; Glomerellaceae
Product: CDP-alcohol phosphatidyltransferase
Exons: 3
Coding region: 1-1254 (417 amino acids)
Biological process (GO): phospholipid biosynthetic process
Cellular component (GO): membrane
Molecular function (GO): phosphotransferase activity, for other substituted phosphate groups
Source: RefSeq, a predicted model, not a curated record